CCCUAUCUCUCUCGCACCGUUCUAAAACCCUCCCCUUCCUCUUCUUUUUCGGACACACUUCCUUUCUUUCUAUCUCUCACAAUGGCUUCUUCAAUAGUAACCUCAAGCUUGAGGCCAUUAGCCAUGUCAGAAUCCUCCUCCUCGACUAUCUUCUCCCACCCUUCAAUCUCCACUAUCUACUCCUCCAAAACCCGCUGCUCCUUACUCACCAAACGCACUAAUCUCCCUCUCUCUUUCUCUCUCAAAUCCAAAACCCAUCUAAAGAAGUCACCUUUCGUUACCUUAGUCGCUGAGACUUCUGGUUGGUCCGGGGAAGAAGAUGGGAGCUCAUCAUCGGUCGCCGUCGAGGAGAGCGACCCAGAAGAAGCGACGUUUUCUGAAGGGGAAGGAGACGUGAGCGAAGGAGGAGGAGGCGAGUUCCAGGAGCCACCGGAAGAAGCGAAGCUCUUCGUCGGGAACUUGGCUUACGACGUUGAUAGCCAGGCCUUGGCUAUGCUCUUUGAGCAAGCCGGUACUGUUGAAAUCGCCGAGGUUAUAUACAAUAGGGAAACCGACCAGAGUCGUGGGUUUGGAUUUGUGACAAUGAGUACGGUUGAAGAAGCUGAGACAGCUGUUGAGAAGUUUAACCGUUAUGAUUUGAACGGAAGGCUUUUGACAGUAAACAAGGCAGCACCCAAAGGAUCACGUCCAGAACGCCAACCUCGGGUAUACGAACCUGCAUUCAGAGUGUAUGUUGGAAACCUACCGUGGGAUGUGGACAGUGGUCGUCUAGAACAAGUUUUCAGCGAGCAUGGCAAAGUUGUGGAAGCUAAAGUGGUCUAUGACCGUGAGACCGGUCGUUCACGUGGAUUUGGUUUUGUGACAAUGUCUAAUGAGACUGAACUCAAUGAUGCCGUCGCUGCUCUUGACGGACAGAACAUGGAGGGUAGAGCGAUCAGAGUAAAUGUAGCGGAGGAGCGUCCAAGGCGUGGAUUUUAAGGGACUGAGAAGUUCCCUCUGUCUCUUCCAUUUUGUUUAGACGGGAUUCGUACACUGUUGGUGUUUUUUUUUUGGUUCAGAACUCUGAAUGCGAAGCUUUCUUCUAAAUUCUAAUGUAAUUUGUAUAAUCAUUUCUCUUUGACAGUCUAUCCACAUUUGUGUCA
Messenger RNA from Raphanus sativus (radish), 1142 nucleotides. RefSeq names its product 31 kDa ribonucleoprotein, chloroplastic-like. The record is from RefSeq and is a predicted model, not a curated record. The transcript has 4 exons. Gene Ontology annotation, cellular component: cytosol. Lineage: Eukaryota; Viridiplantae; Streptophyta; Magnoliopsida; Brassicales; Brassicaceae. Gene Ontology annotation, molecular function: mRNA binding. Bases 82 to 978 code for a protein of 298 amino acids.